Molecule: messenger RNA, 807 nt
Organism: Necator americanus (New World hookworm)
Lineage: Eukaryota; Metazoa; Nematoda; Chromadorea; Rhabditida; Ancylostomatidae
Exons: 8
Coding region: 1-807 (268 amino acids)
Source: RefSeq, a predicted model, not a curated record
AUGAUGUUCGUCGUUUUAUCGCCGAUACAAGAGUCAGAGAUGUCCCGGGUCAGCGACGCACCGUACCACAAACUAAUGGCUGCUCCAAUCGCCUCAUUAAAUAGUCUCAUGAUCCAGACUUGUUCGCCAGCAAUCCCCUCCACGGCCGCUACAAAUCAUAUCCCAGUGACAGAUCUUACGUCAACGUUGGCUUGUUCCCUACUAUCAUGCUCUAUACCCACAGCUACCGUAAUCACACCUCCGCCACCGUAUCAUUCCAUCAAUCAUCAGCAUAAUAUGCGUCCAUUGUUCGAUAUGCAUAAUACGGCAACGAUCACCGAAACUGAUGUCGAUGUGGUUGGACUAUCACAAUCCACGAAAGAGGUCUCCAUAGAAGACAGCGACUCGGAUCAAAGCGACAAACCCCUUGACCUUUCCUUGAAGAGUUCGAACUCUCUCUAUUCACCAACCACGUCUCGGCCAAGUGUGAUAAUAGAAAGUCCCUCAAUUCGGAAUCCUCCUGUACGCCGCAGUGCUUCGUCGGUCUCAGCAACACGAGAGCAACCGGAUGUGCACGAACACUUCAGACGAUCACUGAGCGGGAAAUGGCCGAGAAGAUCAAAAAUCGACGACGAGAAAAUGCGCGCUUCACCAAUCACUAGAAGGACCUCACUGAAUAGUCAUGGUUCAACCUGUACAACACAACCACAUGUGAUAGUCAGUAACAGUGGCGUUGACAUUGUCGAUCAUUUUCGACGAGCGUUGUCCGAGAAGGACUUUGAGAAUUGGCAACGAAAAAGAAACGCCAAAUCACAAUCAUCAAAAUAA